Molecule: messenger RNA, 844 nt
Organism: Seriola dumerili (greater amberjack)
Lineage: Eukaryota; Metazoa; Chordata; Actinopteri; Carangiformes; Carangidae
Product: cytochrome c oxidase subunit 5B, mitochondrial
Exons: 4
Coding region: 34-423 (129 amino acids)
Biological process (GO): mitochondrial electron transport, cytochrome c to oxygen
Cellular component (GO): mitochondrial envelope
Source: RefSeq, a predicted model, not a curated record
CGACAAGAGUGUACUGUCAGUGAAGAAGGAAAAAUGGCUGCAAGGUUACUGCUCCGCUCGACUUUCAGAGCCGCUACAGCCUGCCGGGUUGCCCGGGCUGCCCCGGCCCCCGCUCUGACCCGCAGUAUGGCGACUGGAGGGAUUCCCACUGAUGAGGAGCAGGCCACUGGACUGGAGAGGAUCAUCAUGGAGAACAUGAAGGAGGGAAAGGAUCCCUACAACAUGAUGAAGCCAAAGGCCUACAGCGGCACCAAGGAUGACCCCAACAUCGUUCCCUCCAUCACAAACAAGAGGAUUGUGGGAUGUGUCUGUGAAGAAGACAACACAGCUGUGGUCUGGUUCUGGAUCCAUGAGGGCGAGGCCCAGCGCUGCCCAUCCUGCGGCUCCUACUACAAACUGGUCCACUACGACCUCCCCCACUAACUUAUACCAGAGCUCUGUUAUUAUAGGCGUGUUUAUCACAGCUGUAUCUGCGCAGCGUCGUUAACUUCUCUGUGAAAUAUUCCUUCAGAACGAGGCGAAGAAGAAUCAGACGGAGACGAUUCCCUACUUCAAUCUCCAGGAACAUUCGUGGCUCUGUCUACUUCCUGGUCUUAGCGUACGUGUCCUGUUCUGAUUGGUCUUCAGCUCGUUCUGUCUCAGUACUUGAUCCACUUUCUAACCUCAUCAGUCUUUGCUUUACAUGUGACCUUUACACAGGGAUCAGAUGUGGUUUGGGACACAACAGUUUCUUUGCAAACAUUUCCAUUCAGCUGCAGUUUACAUUAACAUAUGUACUGUACAACGUUACACUCGGUCCACUUACUCCUUUUAUUGAACCAAUAAAGUCUUGAACUUAAAUUAA